Molecule: messenger RNA, 2235 nt
Organism: Cordyceps fumosorosea ARSEF 2679
Lineage: Eukaryota; Fungi; Ascomycota; Sordariomycetes; Hypocreales; Cordycipitaceae
Product: Bactericidal permeability-increasing protein, alpha/beta domain protein
Exons: 1
Coding region: 1-2235 (744 amino acids)
Molecular function (GO): lipid binding
Source: RefSeq, a predicted model, not a curated record
AUGCUCUCUUGCUUUGGACGCGAUGGCGAUGAAGAAGAACGCGAGCCACUGCUGCCGCGCUACAACGAUGACACCGCGAGAGAAGCGCGGCUGCAUGAAAAGCUGCACACAUACCAGAUGCUGCGUGCCAUCUCUAAAGGAUUCAUGCCAUCCACAGAGCAGACAAAAAUACAAUUGAGAACUCUUCUUUCAUCGCAGAUUCUCAACCCCUCGGAAACGGGCGGCCUGUCCAGCUCCGGUCGUGCGCUGGUCCGCACCACCAAGGAGUGGCUGCGUCUCUUCAUUGGGCUUCUGGAGCAAAAGAAUUCACAGGAUCAAAUCCAGGAUUUUAUCUGGUAUCUCGCGAGCGCAAGGGUCCAAGUCGACUCCAACGGCGCUGGCAGUAUUUUUAAGAAGGGGACGGCGCACGCCAAGGCCUCAGCCGCAGCACAGGCUCUACGAACGGUCUUUUCACUUGCCCUCUUGAACAACGACUUCCGCGUUUUGGUAGCUGAUGUCGGGACCAUCACCACACAAGUACUUCGGGAUGGUGCUUUCGCCAUUGGCCAGGCUUCCAACGAGGCUGGCAAGCAGCUCGACUCUGCAGCUGCAAAAGGAUCCGGCGACCUGGCUGCCUUGAAAGCCAGCGACAAAAAGGCCGAGGAGGAGUUUUCCAAGGAAGACCUGAAGCAGAAAGCCGCCCAGGUCAAGGAUGAGAUCAAGGACGAUGCGGCGCAAGUCUCCGAGGAGGUGUAUACAAGCCUACAGGACCACAUGGGCGAGGAGACGCAGAAGAUUUUGAUCAAUCGCUUAAAAGCGGCCGUUCGUGGCCUUCGACAGAAAAAGGACUACUCCGAGGCUGUGUCGCAAUUGGCUGAACUUUUGCAACGCUGUGCCACCAUUUAUCUAUCUGCCGCGGGAGAAGCGGCCGAGGAGGUGGAAGAGAACAUCGAGUUGAACCGGCAAGCAAAAGAGGCAGCUACAAAUUUCUGGGGUUUCAUCUCUUCGUUUGGCGACAAGAGUCUCUGGGAUAAUGUUGCGACCUCGUUUCGCGAGUUUACCGACAAGAAUCGCGAAAACAGAGAGAAUGCUGAGCAACUUGCUCAGGAGCUCAUCACAAUGGUACAGAAAAUGCUAUCCGACCCGGAGUUCCUAGAGAAUUUUGGAGAAAAGAAGCAAGAGAUGAAGGAAAAGACAAGAGAACUGACAAAUGACUCUUCUCUGGGCGACGAUAUUUCCCAUUUGAUCAAUACCACGCAGUCGGCGGUCCAUUCCGCCAUUCACGACCCAGCCGUGCAAAAGUUGGUUUCCUCAUCAUGGCGUCUUGCUGAGAUUUUAUUCCCGACAAGUCUGCACGGCAACUCGGAACUAUUCACAGACUUUGGAAAUAUAUUCCUGCCGUUACUGGUGCAGGCAGUGCAGCAUCUGCCCAUUCCGCGGCUCGAGGUCGCCACUCCGACAGUCGACCUCCUCCUGGAGAACCUCAUCUUGCAGCCCGGAAAAACAGUCAACCACAGCUCGUUCCUACCAUACAAUGCUCACCUCACUACUACAAACCAACUUGACGUCACCAAGCACCGCCUUGGAACCGCCUCUUCUACAACCAACCUGCUCAACAUCAAGCUCGCCGGCAUCUCACUCGCCGCCGACGACCUGGGCUACUGGAUGCGCGUGCACUCGGGCCUCCUACGCUUCGUGGACGAGGGCCUCGCCGGCUUCCACCUCGACGAGCGCGGCAUCGACAUCCACGUGGAGCUCGAGGUCGGCCGCGACCGCAUCGAGGAGCUGGUGGUGCUGCGCUCCGCCCGCGUCAAGAUCCACCACCUCGACUACAAGCUGCGCAAGUCCAAAUUCACCUGCCUGGCAUGGUUUCUCAAGCUGCUCCUGCGGCCGAUCCUCCGCAAGGCGCUCGAGUCGGCCAUAAAGUCGGCCAUCGGCGACGGCGUCCGGGCGCUCAACAGGGAGCUGGUGUUUGCGCGCGAGCGGCUGCGGGCGGCGCGCGUGUGCAGCCCGGACAGCCUCUGGACGUUUGUGAAGGCGGUGGCGGCGCGGUUCAGGCUGGAGGACAACCCGGACGUCUCGGCGAGGGUGGGCGUGAAGCCCGGGCGGGACGGCGUCUUCAGAGGGCGGUACGCGCCAGGCAGCUUGGUGAGGCUGUGGGAGCAGGAGGCGGAGGACGCCCAGCAAAACAUUCACGAGUACAGACGGGACGGGUGGCGAAACGAUAUCUUUAGCGUGCAGACUGUGCCGUUGUAG